CUGAGCAGCAGCGCGCCCGCUCCCUGAUUUGGGGAGAAGCGGCCAUCCGGGAGAGCCGACCCCCAGCUGCCUCCAGCGCCCCCCACCUUUUGCACCCCAAGCCAGGGGCUCCAGGGACCCCCCCCCCCCAGGCGCCACCAUGCUGGACCCUUCAUCCAGCGAAGAGGAAUCGGAUGAGAUCUUGGAGGAGGAGAGCAGCAAGGAUGUGCUCAGCUCGGCCGCGUCCAGCGCGCGCCUGUCUCCCAGCCGCACCAGCGAAGGCUCGGGCGGCGGCGCCGGGCUGGGGGUCGGCGGCGGCGCCGGAGCCGGAGCCGGGGCGGGCGCCGGCGGCGGCGGGGGCAGCGGCGCGAGCAGCGGCGGCGGGGCCGGGGGUCUGCAGCCCAGCAGCCGCGCCGGUGGCGGCCGGCCCUCCAGCCCCAGCCCGUCGGUCGCGAGCGAGAAGGAGAAGGAGGAGUUGGAACGGCUGCAGAAAGAGGAGGAGGAGAGGAAGAAGAGGCUGCAGCUCUAUGUGUUCGUGAUGCGGUGCAUCGCCUACCCAUUCAACGCCAAGCAGCCCACCGACAUGGCUCGCCGGCAGCAGAAGAUCAGCAAACAGCAGCUGCAGACAGUCAAGGACCGGUUUCAGGCUUUUCUCAAUGGGGAAACCCAAAUCGUGGCUGACGAAGCCUUUAUGAAUGCUGUCCAGAGUUACUACGAGGUGUUCCUGAAGAGUGACCGCGUGGCCCGCAUGGUGCAGAGUGGAGGCUGCUCCGCCAACGACUCGCGGGAGGUCUUCAAGAAGCACAUCGAGAAGAGGGUGCGCAGCCUGCCCGAGAUCGACGGCCUCAGCAAGGAGACCGUGCUGAGCUCCUGGAUGGCCAAGUUUGAUGCCAUUUACCGUGGGGAAGAGGACCCCAGGAAGCAGCAGGCCCGGAUGACAGCCAGCGCAGCUUCCGAGCUUAUUCUGAGCAAAGAGCAACUCUACGAGAUGUUCCAGAACAUUCUUGGGAUCAAGAAGUUCGAACACCAGCUCUUGUACAAUGCCUGCCAGCUGGACAAUCCAGAUGAGCAAGCAGCCCAGAUCAGACGAGAGCUGGAUGGACGUCUCCAAAUGGCAGACCAAAUAGCCAGGGAACGCAAAUUUCCCAAGUUUGUAUCCAAAGAAAUGGAAAACAUGUACAUUGAAGAGCUGAAGUCAUCCGUCAACCUGCUUAUGGCUAAUUUGGAGAGCAUGCCAGUUUCCAAAGGCGGCGAGUUCAAGCUUCAGAAACUCAAACGCAGCCACAACGCUUCCAUCAUCGACAUGGGUGAGGAGAGUGAGAACCAGCUCUCCAAGUCAGACGUCGUGUUAUCUUUCUCCCUGGAGGUGGUGAUCAUGGAAGUCCAAGGCCUCAAAUCCUUAGCUCCAAAUCGCAUUGUAUAUUGCACGAUGGAGGUGGAAGGAGGAGAGAAACUACAGACCGACCAGGCCGAGGCUUCAAAACCAACCUGGGGCACCCAGGGUGACUUCUCGACGACCCACGCACUGCCCGCUGUGAAGGUGAAGCUGUUCACAGAAAGCACAGGAGUCCUGGCCUUGGAGGACAAGGAACUGGGACGGGUUAUUCUCCAUCCCACCCCCAACAGCCCCAAACAGUCAGAGUGGCACAAAAUGACAGUCUCCAAAAACUGCCCCGAUCAAGACCUCAAAAUCAAACUUGCUGUCCGAAUGGAUAAGCCUCAAAACAUGAAGCAUUCUGGGUAUUUAUGGGCCAUCGGUAAGAAUGUCUGGAAGAGAUGGAAGAAAAGAUUUUUCGUCUUAGUGCAGGUGAGUCAGUACACGUUUGCCAUGUGCAGUUACCGGGAGAAAAAAGCGGAGCCUCAGGAACUUCUCCAACUGGACGGCUACACUGUGGAUUACACGGACCCCCAACCAGGUUUGGAGGGUGGCCGAGCCUUCUUCAACGCAGUCAAAGAAGGAGACACCGUGAUAUUUGCAAGUGAUGAUGAGCAAGAUCGCAUUCUCUGGGUCCAAGCCAUGUACCGGGCUACCGGUCAGUCACACAAGCCUGUGCCCCCAACCCAAGUCCAGAAACUCAACGCCAAGGGAGGGAACGUGCCUCAGCUGGACGCCCCCAUCUCCCAAUUUUACGCAGAUAGAGCUCAAAAACAUGGCAUGGAUGAAUUUAUCUCUUCCAACCCCUGUAACUUUGACCACGCUUCCCUCUUUGAGAUGGUGCAACGUCUUACUUUGGAUCACAGACUUAAUGAUUCCUAUUCUUGCCUGGGCUGGUUCAGUCCUGGCCAGGUGUUUGUACUAGACGAGUAUUGCGCCCGAAAUGGAGUCCGAGGGUGUCACCGACAUCUCUGUUACCUCAGAGAUUUGCUUGAACGGGCAGAAAAUGGCGCCAUGAUUGACCCCACCCUCCUUCACUAUAGCUUUGCCUUCUGUGCAUCCCACGUCCAUGGGAACAGGCCUGAUGGAAUUGGAACUGUGACUGUUGAAGAAAAGGAACGUUUUGAAGAAAUCAAAGAGAGACUCCGAGUUCUGUUGGAAAAUCAGAUUACACAUUUUAGGUAUUGCUUUCCAUUUGGUCGACCUGAAGGUGCUUUGAAAGCUACCCUCUCACUCUUGGAAAGGGUCUUGAUGAAAGAUAUUGUUACCCCAGUACCACAAGAGGAGGUAAAAACAGUCAUCCGUAAAUGUCUAGAGCAGGCUGCUUUAGUCAACUAUUCUCGGCUGUCAGAGUAUGCCAAAAUCGAAGAGAAUCAAAAGGACGCAGAAAAUGUAGGCCGGUUAAUCACUCCUGCCAAAAAGCUGGAAGACACAAUACGUCUUGCUGAACUAGUCAUUGAAGUUCUUCAGCAAAACGAGGAACACCAUGCAGAGCCACAUGUUGAUAAAGGAGAAGCCUUUGCGUGGUGGUCAGACUUGAUGGUGGAACACGCCGAGACGUUCCUGUCACUCUUUGCAGUGGACAUGGAUGCAGCGCUAGAGGUGCAGCCCCCAGACACAUGGGACAGUUUUCCACUGUUUCAGCUGCUGAAUGAUUUUCUCCGGACCGAUUAUAAUUUGUGCAAUGGAAAAUUUCACAAACACCUGCAAGACCUGUUUGCCCCACUUGUGGUUAGAUAUGUGGAUUUGAUGGAGUCCUCAAUUGCACAAUCCAUUCACAGGGGCUUUGAGCGGGAGUCAUGGGAACCAGUCAAGAGUUUAACCAGUAAUCUACCCAAUGUGAACCUACCCAAUGUGAACCUUCCCAAAGUACCAAAUCUACCAGUUAACAUCCCUCUAGGCAUCCCACAAAUGCCUACUUUUUCGGCACCGUCAUGGAUGGCUGCUAUAUAUGAUGCUGAUAAUGGAUCAGGCACUUCUGAAGAUCUGUUCUGGAAACUUGAUGCCCUUCAGACCUUCAUUCGGGACUUGCACUGGCCUGAAGAAGAGUUUGGAAAGCACCUGGAACAACGGCUAAAGCUGAUGGCGAGUGACAUGAUUGAAUCUUGUGUCAAAAGAACCAGGAUUGCAUUUGAAGUUAAGCUGCAAAAAACCAGUCGAUCAACAGAUUUUCGAGUCCCACAGUCAAUAUGCACCAUGUUUAAUGUUAUGGUUGAUGCCAAAGCUCAAUCAACAAAACUUUGCAGCAUGGAAAUGGGCCAAGAGCAUCAAUACCAUUCAAAAAUAGAUGAACUGAUUGAAGAAACUGUUAAAGAAAUGAUAACACUCUUGGUUGCAAAGUUUGUCACAAUCCUGGAAGGAGUGCUGGCAAAAUUAUCCAGAUAUGACGAGGGGACUUUGUUUUCGUCUUUUUUGUCAUUUACCGUGAAGGCAGCUUCCAAAUAUGUGGAUGUACCUAAACCCGGGAUGGACGUGGCCGAUGCCUACGUGACUUUCGUCCGUCACUCUCAGGAUGUCCUUCGUGAUAAGGUCAAUGAGGAGAUGUAUAUAGAAAGGUUAUUUGAUCAAUGGUACAGCAGCUCCAUGAACGUGAUCUGUACCUGGCUGACGGACCGGAUGGACUUACAGCUUCACAUUUAUCAGUUGAAAACACUAAUUAGGAUGGUAAAGAAAACCUAUAGAGAUUUCCGACUGCAAGGAGUCCUGGACUCAACCUUAAACAGCAAGACCUACGAAACCAUCCGGAACCGUCUCACUGUGGAGGAGGCCACAGCGUCCGUGAGCGAGGGCGGGGGUCUGCAGGGGAUCAGCAUGAAGGACAGUGAUGAGGAAGACGAAGAGGAUGAUUAGAACGCUUGGGCCUCGAGUCCACUAGCCAGAGUCUUGUAAUCAAUGCAUGUCCUUAGUCUGUUAGUUAACCCCAUUAUGGAAUUUUCUGUCAACUACCAUGCCAUGAGAUGUGUACUGAUGAUACAACUGCCAUUUUAGCUACGUGGUACCAAGAUUAGCAAACGACCUUCGACUCUACGAUUUCCUGAAUCCAUGUCUAUCUGUUUACAAGCAAUAUGGAGCACCAUUCUUUAAAUACCAUUUAUGGAGAAUACAUAGCUCAGUUGCUAGGUGUACCCCUGUUAUCAGCAGAGUUCAGUGAUGCUUCAUCAGUGUGCUGUGCGCGCGUCGACGGUAAAUGGAUGUGAGGGCGAGUACGCCAGUUACUUUCUUUGUUUCCCGUAUGUGGAUGCCAGUUACUUAAAGGAGUACAAUAAAUGAAUUUAACUAAGACACAUAGAUCUGCUUUGUUUUUUGAAAAACAGAAGGCAAGUCUCCAAUAACCAACUUUCAGUUCUUUCUGUUCCCCUAAAGCUGAAAAAUGAACC
Molecule: messenger RNA, 4731 nt
Organism: Mesoplodon densirostris (Blainville's beaked whale)
Lineage: Eukaryota; Metazoa; Chordata; Mammalia; Artiodactyla; Ziphiidae
Gene: CADPS
Product: calcium dependent secretion activator
Exons: 30
Coding region: 140-4204 (1354 amino acids)
Biological process (GO): dense core granule exocytosis; synaptic vesicle exocytosis; positive regulation of exocytosis
Cellular component (GO): glutamatergic synapse
Source: RefSeq, a predicted model, not a curated record